Molecule: messenger RNA, 1501 nt
Organism: Sinocyclocheilus grahami
Lineage: Eukaryota; Metazoa; Chordata; Actinopteri; Cypriniformes; Cyprinidae
Product: G-protein coupled receptor 183-A
Exons: 2
Coding region: 196-1314 (372 amino acids)
Biological process (GO): G protein-coupled receptor signaling pathway
Cellular component (GO): membrane
Molecular function (GO): oxysterol binding; G protein-coupled receptor activity
Source: RefSeq, a predicted model, not a curated record
UGAGAAAUACAGGAAAUUAUGUCGUCGUCAUGGUUACAAAAGCAAAGUGGAAACAGUAUUUCAUCGCUUAGUCUGGGUGUGUUAGAAAACGUGGUUAAUGCUGGACCAGGAGGUGUCGGCAAUGAUCAGACCACUUGACACAAAAAAGGCACAAAAACUGCGGCACAAGAAAGUGUUGAUUUCAUAACUGACCCCAUGGAGAUGGUAGUAGCUACAAAUGCCACCCAAAAUGACUCCGACACCUGUACCAACCUCUAUGACCAUCGUGGCUGGGCACAGUAUUUUUUGCCUGCAAUAUAUUCUCUGAUUUGCAUUGUGGGACUGUUGGGCAAUGUGCUGGCUUUGCAUGUCAUUUGGCCUAAUUUAAAAAAAAUCAACUCCACAACUCUGUAUUCAGCCAACCUGGUGGUGUCGGACAUCUUAUUUACGCUUGCUCUGCCCUUGCGUGCAGUUUACUAUGGCAAGGGGUUCCACUGGCCAAUGGGGGAGGGUUUGUGUAAGGCCGUGGCGCUGCUGUUCUACAUCAACAUGUAUGCCAGCGUCAACUUCAUGACUUGUUUGAGCGUGGACCGUUUCAUUGCAGUGGUGCUGCCGCUGCGCUUUUCCCGAUUCCGAAAGGUUCAGAAGGUGCGGUACAUCUGUGCUGCCGUAUGGGUCGUUGUGUUGAUGCAGACCCUGCCUUUGCUGUCAAUGCCCAUGACGAACGUGGAGCAAAGUGGUCAUAUAACAUGUAUGGAGUAUCCCAACUUCGAGAAGACUGACAAUCUGCCUGUCAUUCUCAUCGGAGCCGUGUUGAUUGGCUUCGGCAUCCCUGUGAUCACCAUCCUGGUGUGUUAUUCGGCACUGUGCUCCAAACUCCGCCUCCUGGCCAAGUCUAAUAAACUGACAGAGAAGCUGGGUCGUAGUCGUAAAGCCAUCGGCGUGAUUUGUGCUGUCAUUCUCGUAUUCAUGGUGUGCUACACCCCAUAUCACGUCGACCUCCUGCAGUACAUGAUCAGAAAGCUGCGGUACAAGCCGGACUGUUCAGAACUGCACGACUUUCAGAUCUCCCUUCACAUCACCGUCUGCCUGAUGAACCUCAACUCAUGCCUGGAUCCCUUUAUCUACUUCUUUGCUUGCAAGGGAUACAAGAAAAAGGUACUCAAACUGCUCAGGAAGCAAGUCAGCAUGUCCUUCUCAAGUGUGGUCAGGACCUCCCGUGAAGGCUCCUCCAAAGACGUGUUUGGGAACGACAAAAUCCAAAUGAGCUCUAGAAGCAAUCAGAAAGAGAGGAGCAGUGUGCUGUUGAGCAACAUCAAUGGUUUUGAACUAUAAACAACAACAAGAAACACAGUUCACUGACUAUACGAGACUUACAAUACAACAGCAAAUUUAUCACCUCUGGAUUAUUUUACAGUGUUUCAAGCUAUUGGUUGGUGGUUAAUAUUUUGUUAUGCUGUUCAAAGAUUAUUGCACAUUUGUCUUACAUACAAAUAUACACACAUAUAUUUGAGUGCUAGAA